AUGGCGGAGGACAAGAACGGCGGACAUCUGAGUGACGGCUGCGAUUACUCGUCGGAGGACGAAGGGACGGAGGAUUACCGGAGAGGAGGCUACCACGCGGUACGGAUCGGCGACACGUUCAAAAAUGGACGUUACGUGGUUCAGAGCAAGCUUGGCUGGGGACAUUUCUCCACCGUUUGGCUCGCUUGGGACACCCACAAAUCGCGUUAUGUAGCUUUGAAAGUCCAAAAGAGCGCACAGCACUACACAGAGGCAGCCAUGGAUGAGAUUAAGAUCCUCAAACAGGUUGCAGAAGGAGACCCAGAUGAUAAAAAGUGUGUUGUGAAGCUCUUGGAUCAUUUCAAGCAUUCGGGUCCAAAUGGGCAACACGUCUGUAUGGUCUUCGAGUACUUGGGUGAUAACCUCUUGUCACUUAUCAAGUACAGUGAUUACCGAGGGGUUCCUCUUCACAUGGUUAAAGAGCUUUGCUUUCAUAUUUUGGUCGGUUUGGAUUAUCUCCACCGAGAGCUCUCUAUUAUCCAUACUGAUUUGAAGCCGGAGAACGUUUUGCUCUGUUCUACAAUUGAUCCUUCUAGAGACCCUUGUAGAUCCUGUGCUCCUCUUGUCCUUCCAUCAACUAAGGACAAGACCGUUUCUGGGUCAGUUACCGAAAAAUUAACUAAAAGCUACACUUAUAGUUCUGAUCUGACAAAGAAUCAGAAAAAGAAGAUCCGGAAGAAAGCCAAGAAAGCAGCUCAAGGUUGUCCUAGAGAGGAAGCUUCGGAGGAAAACGAGAGAGAAUCCAACACUGAAGCAAGAAUAGAUGGGGAGUCAACUGCAGAAGAUAGUUCUGAAACUAAGAAUGGGAGAGUAAAGGGUGAUGAAAUCGGGGAGAAUGGUAACAAAAAGAGUCGGGGAAACCGGAGGGGAAGCCGUUCUACGAGGCAGAAGUUACUGGGAGAAGUCGAUCGAAAAUGCAAACUGGUGGAUUUCGGGAAUGCAUGUUGGACCUAUAAACAGUUUACGAGCGAUAUCCAGACAAGACAGUAUAGGUGUCCAGAAGUGAUUCUUGGAUCAAAAUACUCGACAUCUGCAGAUAUGUGGUCAUUUGCCUGCAUUUGUUUCGAGAUGGUCACUGGAGAUGUCCUUUUCGAUCCUCACAGUGGUGAAAACUAUGACAGGGAUGAGGAUCAUUUGGCAUUGAUGAUGGAGCUUCUUGGCAUGAUGCCACGCAAGAUUACAUCAGGGGGUCGGUACUCGCGAGAUUUCUUCAACCGAUAUGGUGAACUGAGGCACAUACGAAGAUUGCGAUUUUGGCCAUUGAACAAGGUCCUGAUGGAGAAGUACGAUUUCAGCGAGGAGGAUGCAACCGCCAUGGCGGAUUUCAUUAUUCCGAUUCUCGAUUUCGUGCCCGAGAAGAGACCGACUGCUUCCCAAUGCCUCACUCAUCCAUGGAUGGACCCUGGCCCUAAGCUGAUGCAGCCAUCAUCUGGUAGUAACACAGAAUGCAGAGAAGAAGAGAAGAUGAUAGAGAAGGAAAAAGACGAAAGGGAGGCCAUGAAGGAUGGUAUUGCGAAUAUAGCCAUCGAUGAUGGUUCAGCGAGAAACGGCCGCCUUUCUGCUCGGGAUUUUCGGACGUAGAGACAGCGGCCGUUCGGGUCAGUUGCCAUUCUAGUUUACGUUUAUCCGAGACAUCUGCUUCUUGGGGGAGAACUAAAUGAUUGAACCGUUUUUGUUUUGUCUCUCUCUCUUGUGUUUUUUUGUUUGUGUGGUUACAUGUCUUUCAAUUUCUGAGAGAUUUGAGAGUUGAUUGUAAUGUACUUGCCGUUGUGUUCAUCAACCAUGUUCUUGCUUGAACAUGAGUUGCCGGCCUCUUUGGCUAUUUUAUUCAACUUUUUUGUAAUCGAAACUUGAUUUCAUUACAUAUUGUGUUUGAUGAUA
Molecule: messenger RNA, 1920 nt
Organism: Tarenaya hassleriana
Lineage: Eukaryota; Viridiplantae; Streptophyta; Magnoliopsida; Brassicales; Cleomaceae
Product: SRSF protein kinase 2-like
Exons: 4
Coding region: 1-1620 (539 amino acids)
Biological process (GO): protein phosphorylation; regulation of mRNA processing; spliceosomal complex assembly
Molecular function (GO): protein kinase activity; ATP binding
Source: RefSeq, a predicted model, not a curated record